AUGGAUAACAGCACACAGCUCACUCCGGGCAAAUUCCUGGGGUUUGUCCCCAACACGGACCCUCGGGUGGCGGGUUUGGGAUUCCAGCAAUUGGUCACUUGUGUUUGCUUGCUGCUUCCAGCCUACGCGUUCCUGGUUUCGCAGCUGCGAUUUCGAUACCUACGGAGGCUGCAUCAAAAGUACCCCUAUACGACGCGAGAGUCUUUCUCUCGCAUGACCGAUGAUGAAGCCUGCGAGAUACAAAAAGGCUUGGUUCAGCUGGAGUUCCCGUUUCUCUACCUCAAAUCACUCCAGUUUGCUCUCUUCAGGACAUACGGCAUCCCGACCAUCUCGACAGUGCUCACAAAUACAGCCCAAUUCUCCAAGCCCGAAACGUCCCUGAAACGCUACGCUGAUACUGUAGCACUAGUUCAGGAGUUCGUAGGCCAUGCGCCAACCUCUCGUCGUGCUUGCACUUCUAUUGCACGCACCCGCUGGAUCCACAGCAGCUAUCGCGCUUCCGGCAAGAUCCUGGAAGAUGAUAUGUUGUACACACUUGGCCUCUUUGCCAUUCAGCCUGUCAGAUUUGUGAAAAUGUAUGAAUGGCGGGACCUGAGCGAUCUUGAGAGAUGUGCCAUUGGGACCUUCUGGAAAAGUCUGGGCGACAGCUUGAAUAUCAGUUACGAUGCCCUCCCAUCAGGUAAAACCGGAUUUCGCGAUGGUCUUCAUUGGCUGGAGGAAAUAAUGGCUUGGAGCGACGACUAUGAGGUUCGUUGCAUGGUACCUCAUGUCAAGAACCGUGAGGUGGCCGAACAGACCAUCGCAGUGCUGCUGUACAUGCUUCCCCAGUCACUACAGUUCAUUGGGAUGAGAUUUGUCUCGUUCAUGAUGGACGAUCGCUUGCGUAAAGCCAUGCUGAUUGACCCUCCCCCGGCUUUUGAUGCCAAGCUGUUCUCGUUGCUGUUCUCCGCUCGUCGGUUUGCAUUGCGCUAUCUCGCGCUACCCCGCCCUUAUUUUCUGCGGUAUGUCAGUUACACCGAUGAUUACAACAAGGACGGCCGCAUCUACAUGACCAACUGGGAUGCUGCACCUUAUUAUGUAGAGCCGAGUUUCCGGAACCGCUGGGGUCCGGUUGCCUGGUUGACUUGGGUGCUUGGUCGGCCUUUGCCGGGAGACGAAGGGGACAAGUAUUAUCCAAAGGGAUAUGAUAAUCUCAACGUAGGCCCGAAGUAUUUUGAAGGUAAGGGCCGCCAGGGUAUGGAGGACAUUAUGAAGGAGUUGGAAACCACACGACGGGGUCAGUGCCCUUUCCACUGA
This is a messenger RNA of Aspergillus luchuensis, 1296 nucleotides long. RefSeq lists its product as uncharacterized. Gene Ontology annotation, molecular function: oxidoreductase activity. The coding region runs from base 1 to 1296 and encodes 431 amino acids. The record is from RefSeq and is a predicted model, not a curated record. NCBI's taxonomy places the organism in Eukaryota, Fungi, Ascomycota, Eurotiomycetes, Eurotiales, Aspergillaceae. The transcript is spliced from 3 exons.